CCAGGGGCCUGUUGCACAAAAGUAGAAUUAAGACAUCCGGGAUAAAUGACUCAGCUGAGCUCAAUGAAGCCAAAACAUGUGCGUCCAGGCUUAAUUGGUUGCACAAAGACCAAGCCAGGAUGAGCAGACACGGAUUCAUUAAACCAGGUGAAACCAAUCCUGGAUAGGUGCGCGCUCACGGCUCACUCAAAUAGACCCCGCCACAGAUCACAGAUUAACUGAUUUACCAUGGCAACUAGAGCCGCGUACUUUUCCCCGUCGGAAGCACAAAUCCUCAUGGAGGCAUACGAGGAGGUAAAAGAUAUAAUUAAGAAGAAAGGCAACACCGCCACAGUGAUAAAGCAAAGAGAAAAAGCGUGGCAAAGUAUUGCAGACCGCCUGAAUGCAUUAAACAUGAACGGGCCAAAACGGACAUGGCAGCAGGUCAAAAUCAAAUACAAGAACAUUCUGCAGAAUGCAGUGAAAAAGAAUACCCACAGACAAGGCACGGGUGGUGGGUCACCAAAGGCUGACCUUACCCCAGCAGACGACAUGGCCUUGGAGCUAAAUAAAGGCAGGCCCGUCUUAGAGGGGAUCCCUGGGGGGAAAGAGACGAGCAUAGGUUCCUCCCAAGAUGCCACCCGCUUCAUUCAAGUGCCUGGCAGCACUGUGUUCCUGUUAGAGCCACCAGCACAAGCACCAGACGAUGCUGAUCCAGGUGAAGGCCCCAGUGCAGCAGCAACAGCACAUGAUGGAGACGAUGAUGAGGAGGAGACCAUCUCUCUGGAUUCCAGAAGGCAUGAGGACCCAGAUGCUAUACAGUGGGAAAACCAGCCUGGCAACAUAAGCUCACAAGCUAUCAGAAAGUUGUAUGGCAACCACCUCCGGCGCCAAAUAGAACUGGCAGACAUAGACAUUCAGUACAAGAAGAAAAAGAUGGAAAAUCUUGCACUGGAGUCCGAAAUAAAAAAGAGGACAAUUAGGAAACUGGACCUUGAAAUAAAAAAACUUGAGAGGGAGCUCCAAGAAGAUGACACAGCUCAAAAUAAAAAUUAGCAAUCAGUACAACCAAGUCAUCGUUAUAAGGCAUCGCCCUCUUUGCCCACCCCC
Molecule: messenger RNA, 1089 nt
Organism: Oncorhynchus nerka (sockeye salmon)
Lineage: Eukaryota; Metazoa; Chordata; Actinopteri; Salmoniformes; Salmonidae
Exons: 9
Coding region: 229-1035 (268 amino acids)
Cellular component (GO): nucleus
Source: RefSeq, a predicted model, not a curated record